Messenger RNA from Cyprinodon tularosa, 1505 nucleotides. RefSeq names its product RAS-like, family 11, member B (gene rasl11b). Bases 149 to 877 code for a protein of 242 amino acids. NCBI's taxonomy places the organism in Eukaryota, Metazoa, Chordata, Actinopteri, Cyprinodontiformes, Cyprinodontidae. The transcript has 4 exons. The record is from RefSeq and is a predicted model, not a curated record. Gene Ontology annotation, molecular function: GTP binding; GTPase activity.
CUCAGCUUCAGUCGCUCUCUGCUCUGCAGCUGGAAACAUCCUCACUGCUGAUCCUGGAAUAACUUUAACUUUACUGAACGAGUUCAAAGCGUUUUAUUCUAUAUUUCUUUCGCGGGUUUAGUGGAAACUGAAUCAGUGGGAGGGAAAAAUGAGGCUCAUUCAGAACAUGUCGACCAUUGCGGAGUGCAGCGCGCCCGAGUGCUGCGUCCCGAACCGGGUGAUUAAAAUAGCGGUUAUUGGAGGCAGCGGAGUGGGAAAAACAGCGCUGGUGGUGAGAUUCUUAACGAGGCGUUUUAUUGGAGACUAUGAGCGAAAUGCCGGUAACCUUUACUCCAGAGAGGUCCAGGUGGAUGGAGAUCAGGUGACCAUCCAGGUCCAGGACACUCCUGGUGCAGAGAUGACUGAUAAUGGUAUCAGUAUCCCCGAUCAUGUGACGUGCUCCAUCCAGUGGGCCGACGCCGUGGUCCUGGUGUAUUCUGUGACCGACCGCCGCAGCUUUGAGCUGAUCGAUCAGCUGCACCAGCUGGUGGUCCGUACGGGCGGGACCGGCGUGCCCCCAUUGAUCCUGCUCGCCAACAAGGCAGACCUGCUUCACCUGAGGCGUGUAGACUCCCAGCAGGGCCCUUUGCUGGCGGGAACUCUGGGAUGCUCUUUCUUCGAGGUCUCCGCCAGCGAAGAUUAUAACCAGGUGCAUGGAGCUUUCCACAGACUGUGCUGCCAGCUCGCCAAGCAGCCGCCGCCUCCAACCGCCAGCGCCGCCCCAGAGAAGAGGCGCUCGCCCCUCAUUCCCCGGCCAAAGUCUCCCAACAUGCAAGAUCUCAAGAGGCGUUUCAAACAGGCGUUGUCUGCUAAAGUCAGAACUGUGACCUCUGUGUGAAGAGGACUGGAAGCCGAGGGAAAAGACGAGGAGAGGAUCUCUCCUUCAUUAGUUCUGAACCAGUCUGGGUGACGGAAACAGACCGCUCAGUGGCAGCAUCCACAGGGCAGCCUUUGUCCACCUCUUGGUGGAGAGCGGUCUCAUGUCAGAUGAGGUGUGAAACGAAGCAGGGAAAGAGGUUUAUCUGCUCAGGAGGAGACCUGUGAGGACACGGGGAAGCCGAUGGAGGCUAGCUGAGCCCACAGACUCUGCUUAUCGGUUGAUCUAAAGUGUAAAUUCUGCUCUCCUGGCAACAGCUGAAGGACGGCUUAUUUUUAGCUGGCCCAUUGUGGUGGUUUCUAUUCACAGCCACUACAUGGCCCUGUUAGCGGUUCCCAUUCAGCAAAUACUCUGGAGCUGAGCUCAGUAAUGCCAACAUCUGCAGUGUGUAUAAAUACGUGUAUAGUUUUGUUUUGAACCUUAAGGAUCAUCACUGUACAUGGCAGUGAGGUUUGGGUUGUAGCAGACGGGGGGUGUAGCAUGCUUCGACAAUGAUCACUGACGCACUUUAUGAAAACAAGUCCAAAGGACCUGUUAUUUAUUUGUUACAAGUUCACUUUGUAAUAAAAAUAAAAUGAUUUAAAUAUUA